Messenger RNA from Phymastichus coffea, 1235 nucleotides. RefSeq names its product signal peptidase complex subunit 3 (gene Spase22-23). The record is from RefSeq and is a predicted model, not a curated record. The transcript is spliced from 5 exons. The coding region runs from base 165 to 704 and encodes 179 amino acids. NCBI's taxonomy places the organism in Eukaryota, Metazoa, Arthropoda, Insecta, Hymenoptera, Eulophidae. Gene Ontology annotation, biological process: protein targeting to ER. Gene Ontology annotation, cellular component: membrane; signal peptidase complex.
AACACAUGAAAAUAUGAGGAAUUUGGUUUCAUAUAUAAUAUAUAUAUUUAUUCACCACGUAAUCAAUUAGUUUUGUUAUAGUAAAUUUAAAAGAAGAACUUAGCAAAAUAUUAUUUCUGAAUAUCGUUUUCAAUAGUCCAUUAAUUAAAAAUCUUUUAAUCAAAAUGCAUACUUUUUUGUCAAGAUCAAAUUCAAUCCUAGCUUAUACUUUAAGCGUAUCGGCUUGUCUAACAUUUUGCUGUUUUUUAUCAACAGUCUUUUAUGAUUAUAAAACUGAAGUAUCACUGGACACGAUAAAAACUGCUGUGAAAAAUGUUCCAGACUACAGUGCAUCAAGAGAAAGGAACGAUCUUGGAUUUGUUACAUUUAAUUUACGGACUGAUUUAACUUCAUUGUUUAACUGGAAUGUUAAGCAACUGUUUCUGUUUCUUAUUGCUGAAUAUAGAACCAAUUCAAACAAUGUCAAUCAGAUCAUUUUAUGGGACAAAAUCAUACUACGAGAUGACCAUGCCGUACUAGAUUUCAAAAACGUUAAUACGAAAUAUUAUUUCUGGGAUGAUGGAAAUGGAUUGAGGGGAAAUAGAAAUAUUACAUUACAUCUAUCAUGGAAUGUUGUACCAAAUGCUGGAAUUUUACCAAGUAUCGAUGGAAUAGGAUAUCGUAAUUUUGGUUUUCCUUCUGAUUAUACAACUUCGCGAUUAUAGUAAAUACAAAAUAUGAGUAUUAUUUAUUCUAUAAGACAUUAUUGUAAAAUAUAAUAAAAAUAUCUAUACUUCCAGUAGAUUCCAGUAAUAUUACUUAUAAUAACAAUAUAGCAAUAGUAAUCCAUUUUUGUAACAAAAGAUGAAACAUUAAUUAGUUUUAUAAGUUUAUUUUAUUUUAUAAAACUAAAAUUUUUAUAGAAAUUCUUUUAAGUUAAUUACAAUUUCCAUGAAAACAUGAAAAAAAAACAGAAAAAUACAGUAUCCAGCAAAAAUUAAUCAUAGAUUUACAGAAAAUUUAAUACAUUUUUUAAGUUUUGUCAACGCCAGCCAUGAAUUGAUGAUAAGAUGUACCUGUGCUGUUUGAUCUCUUGGAACUUCCAACUUAACCGCUAAUUUAUACUUUAUAAUACACGUGCAAAAAAAUCUUUUAGUUAUGAAAACUAAUCCAUUAACUUUGAUAGUAUGUGGCUUCUAAGUUAACGAUAUAAUGUAUUGUAAUAAAAAAAAAUAUGAAUGAUUAAUAAAGACAUA